Molecule: messenger RNA, 2630 nt
Organism: Rhinolophus ferrumequinum (greater horseshoe bat)
Lineage: Eukaryota; Metazoa; Chordata; Mammalia; Chiroptera; Rhinolophidae
Gene: MSS51
Product: MSS51 mitochondrial translational activator
Exons: 6
Coding region: 900-2264 (454 amino acids)
Source: RefSeq, a predicted model, not a curated record
AUUUAAUCUCUAAGACAUUUAGAUGUGAAGUAUAUUUUUCAUAACUUUUUCCAUUUAGUGUUUUGUGAAUGAUUUUAUGUUUAUAACUAAAUAUUUAUUGAUUGAAUGGAUGUUUUUACUUUGCCCAAUGCAGUCCCUUUUGUUUACUCAGCCCUUGUGGAAGGAAUGAGAGAAGAUAAACCAGGAAAGGAGGACAUCACAGAGUUCCUGAUAGGUAGUGGGUGGGUGUAGACUUAGUUCUACUUCAAAACUCACCUCUUUAGGAAAUUUUUCUCAUAAUUUGCCUAACUUACGUUGACUGUAUAACUCUUAGCAUUGUGGUGCCCAUUUUGUAUUGUAUUUAAAUUCUAUUUCUUGGCGUAUUAUGUAUAAAUGUGAUGAUAGGUCUUUUAAAAUGAAUGUUACUUUGCCAACUAGAUUAGAUUGACUAAUUCUCCAAUUAGAUGGUAGUUUGGGGCAGCCAAAACUUCUGUUGUUUUUUCCUCUGUUUUAAAUUGAUUUUUAAAAUACACUAAUAAUAUAUGAAUAUGCUCUUUGUAUAAAAAAGUCAAACAUUACAAUUAUCUAAAGUCCCCUUUGAUCAACUCAGUAUCCCUCUGAGUUAAUCACUGUUAAUCGGUUUUAUGAGCCCUGCCAGACCUUUUUCUAUGUAUUGCUUACAUACAUAUUUUUAUUAUAUAUCGAACUUCAUACGUAAUUAUCUCCCCUCUGUUUUUCACAACUGCCUGUAGUGAUCAAUGAUCAGUAGAUACGAAAUCUUUACUGAUACCUGGGUCUAAAAGACCGGAAUGAGAAGUGAAAGAUCAAACAUGUGAAAACAUGUCAUACGUAUCCAGCUUGCAAAAUUCCAUUCCAUAUCUUGUUUACAUAUGUAGUCCCCAGGUAUCAUUGGACAGGCCAUGGCUCCACGUCCCCGGCGACGAAGGCACAAGAAGUCCCGCUCUUCGGUGGCUCCCAUGGUUGAGACCCCUGUGCCUCUGACUGUCUCAAAACCUGGCCCUAGCAUUGAUGCACUUGGCUUCCACUCCUUGGAGAAUAACGUUCCUGGCCUACCCCAGCUGAUUCUUCAAAAACUGAACAUGAAAAGCUAUGAAGAAUACAAGUUGGUGAUAGAUGGGGGUACUCCUGUAUCAGAUUUUGGAUUUCGAUGCCCUCAAGAAAUGUUCCAGAAGAUGGAGGACACAUUCCGAUUCUGUGCUCACUGUAAAGCACUCCCUAGUGGCCUUUCAGACUCCAAGGUCCUCCGGCACUGCAAGAGGUGCAGAAAUGUCUAUUACUGUGGUCCAGAGUGUCAGAGGACAGACUGGCCAGCACACAGGAGAGUCUGUCAAGAGCUGCGUCUCGUAGCUGUGGACCGUCUCAUGGAGUGGCUUCUGGUCACAGGUGAUUUUGUCCUACCCUCGGGACAUUGGUCAUGGCCGACGGAAGUUGUGCAGGGCUGGGACACCUGGUUUUCUAUGCGGCAUUUACAGCUAGAUGCUACACUGGAUGCUGUGCUGGGUAGUCAUGCCAUGGCCACCCUGUGGGCCAGUGUAGGACGGCCAAGGCCAGACCCAGAUGUCCUGAAGGACUCUUUGAAGCGACUGCUGACAGAUGCCCUGUCACGGCCCUUGACACUGGGCCUUGGGCUUCGGGCUUUGGGCAUAAAUGUUAAGAAGACUGGAGGAAGCACCAUUCAUGUAGUUGGUGCUUCCCAUGUGGAGACAUUCCUCACUCGCUCCGGGGACUAUGAUGAGCUUGGUUACAUGUUUCCUGGACACUGUGGCUUCCGUAUAAUCAUGGUGGGUGUAGAUGUAGCUGCCGGCUUUUCAAAGAACACCUCAGCUUCCCCCCUGGAACCUGGCACAGUUCAGCUUAGUGGCCAUAGGGGCCUCUAUCAUAACUUCUGGGAGGCGCAGGUAGAGACGGGGCAGAGCGCCCGUCCAGACUUGGUGGCGGCAUUCCAUCCAGGUUUCCAUGCUUCUCCGGACUUGAUGGAGGCUUGGGUGCCCACCCUUCUGCUACUUCGUGAUUAUGAGAUCCCUACUUUGAUUACUGUUUACAGCCAACAGGAGCUGGCAGCCUCUUUGCAGAUUCUGGUGGACCUGGAUACACACAUCACUGCCUAUGGAGCUAACCCUUUCACGUCCCUCAAACCUGAACAGGUCUAUUCCAACCCCAACAAGCAGCCAGUAUACAGCAGUGCCUACUAUAUCAUGUUUCUUGGAAGCUGCUGCCAGCUGGGUCAGGGGCAAUUAGAAGAGAAAGUAGAUGGUGGGCUUUAAAUAGCUGGGCGGGGUUCUGACUGGAUGCCUAGAGAAGAGGGAGGUUGUGAUGAAAGUACCCUCCCUGCUGAUGCCAGUUUGUCACCAACUUUGAAACCCACAUUCACUUGUCCAGGUAAAGGUUCCAAGCUGAAUGGCAGCUCCCUAUGUGAUGUGACUCAUUUCCAAGAGCUUAGCUGCUAAUAGCUUCUAGAGACAGGAUUCUCUCUACCUAAUGUGUGGCGAGAGGCUUUGCUGUCAGGCUUUCCAGAGCCUGUAGUUCCUAACAGUUUCCUUUGUGAGAAAGUUACACCUUUUGACUCGAACCAGAUCACACCGAGGAGAAGAACCAGAUCUCACCGAGGAGAAGAACGACACCUUAUUCCG